Messenger RNA from Miniopterus natalensis, 2166 nucleotides. It is a transcript of the gene PPWD1, whose product is annotated as peptidylprolyl isomerase domain and WD repeat containing 1. Gene Ontology annotation, molecular function: peptidyl-prolyl cis-trans isomerase activity; protein binding. Gene Ontology annotation, biological process: protein peptidyl-prolyl isomerization. Lineage: Eukaryota; Metazoa; Chordata; Mammalia; Chiroptera; Miniopteridae. The record is from RefSeq and is a predicted model, not a curated record.
CCCUGCCUUGGGAUUGGUUGUCCAGCGGCGUGUGUCGCGCCUUUUCUGACGAUUCAGACAACAUGGAGGCGGAAGGUGGCGGUGAUGCCCAGCUAAGGAGGAGAAGGCGCCGGGACCCGGAGGAAGCGGAGAAAACGGAACUCAGAGAAAGAGAGCUGGCAGCGGUAGUAGCAGUGGCCCAAGAGAACGAAGAGGAUAAUGAAGAGCGCUGGGUUGGGCCUUUACCUGUAGAGGCAACAUUGGCCAAGAAGAGGAAAGUUCUAGAGUUUGAAAGAGUUUAUCUUGAUAAUCUCCCCAGUGCGUCCAUGUAUGAGCGCAGUUACAUGCAUAGAGAUGUUAUCACCCAUGUGGUGUGCACCAAGACAGACUUUAUUAUUACUGCCAGUCAUGAUGGACAUGUUAAGUUCUGGAAAAAAGUAGAAGAGGGAAUUGAAUUUGUUAAACAUUUUCGCAGUCACCUGGGAGUUAUUGAGAGUAUUGCAGUUAGCUCUGAGGGAGCAUUGUUCUGUUCUGUGGGUGAUGAUAAAGCCAUGAAGGUGUUUGAUGUAGUGAACUUUGACAUGAUCAAUAUGUUAAAGCUUGGCUAUUUUCCUGGACAAUGUGAGUGGAUCUAUUGCCCAGGGGAUGCCAUAUCAUCUGUUGCUGCUUCUGAGAAGAGUACAGGAAAAAUUUUUAUUUAUGAUGGUCGAGGAGAUAACCAGCCACUUCAUGUUUUUGACAAACUCCAUACGUCACCUCUUACUCAGAUACGGCUAAACCCAGUUUACAAAGCAGUAGUGUCUUCUGACAAAUCUGGAAUGAUUGAGUACUGGACUGGGCCUCCUCAUGAAUAUAAAUUCCCCAAAAAUGUGAACUGGGAAUAUAAAACUGACACAGAUUUAUAUGAAUUUGCCAAGUGCAAGGCUUAUCCAACCAGCAUAUGUUUUUCACCUGAUGGGAAGAAAAUAGCUACAAUUGGUUCUGAUAGAAAAGUUAGAAUUUUCAGGUUUUUAACUGGAAAACUCAUGAGAGUCUUUGAUGAAUCACUAAGUAUGUUUACUGAACUACAGCAAAUGAGGCAACAGCUACCAGACAUGGAAUUUGGCCGACGAAUGGCUGUAGAACGUGAGUUGGAGAAGGUGGAUGCAGUGAGAUUAAUUAAUAUAGUUUUUGAUGAAACUGGACACUUUGUGCUAUAUGGAACAAUGCUGGGCAUUAAAGUUAUAAAUGUAGAAACAAACCGGUGUGUGCGGAUCUUAGGCAAGCAAGAAAACAUUAGGGUGAUGCAAUUGGCUUUGUUCCAGGGAGUAGCCAAAAAACAUCGUGCUGCAGCUACUAUAGAAAUGAAGGCUUCUGAAAACCCUGUUCUUCAGAAUAUUCAAGCUGACCCAACCAUAGUCUGUACGUCUUUCAAGAAGAAUAGAUUUUAUAUGUUUACCAAACGAGAACCAGAAGAUACAAAAAGUGCAGAUUCUGACCGAGAUGUUUUUAAUGAGAAACCUUCUAAAGAGGAAGUCAUGGCAGCUACUCAGGCUGAAGGACCCAAACGAGUUUCAGAUAGUGCCAUUAUCCACACAAGCAUGGGAGACAUUCACAUCAAACUUUUUCCUGUUGAGUGCCCUAAGACAGUGGAAAACUUCUGUGUCCACAGCAGAAAUGGUUAUUAUAAUGGACAUACAUUUCACCGUAUAAUUAAGGGCUUCAUGAUUCAGACGGGAGAUCCAACAGGUACUGGUAUGGGAGGAGAAAGCAUAUGGGGAGGAGAAUUUGAAGAUGAAUUUCAUUCAACAUUACGACACGACAGACCAUAUACACUCAGCAUGGCUAAUGCUGGAUCUAAUACUAACGGAUCUCAGUUUUUCAUAACUGUAGUGCCAACGCCUUGGCUUGAUAAUAAGCACACGGUAUUUGGAAGAGUGACUAAAGGAAUGGAAGUUGUACAAAGGAUCUCCAACGUCAAAGUCAAUCCCAAAACAGAUAAGCCCUAUGAGGAUGUCAGCAUCAUAAAUAUUACUGUCAAGUAAAAUCGGAUGUUUUAUUGUAUUUGUAAAUAAAAACACACAUAUAGUAAACACAGGAUUAUUUUACGUUGGGAAUCUCCUAAGACUUGCUGAACAUACAAAUCAUGUUUCAAGGAUUGCAGUAUUGUAUUUUUAUAUUUUUCAUUAAAGGCCAUUUUUUAAAACA